CUGCUCUCACUCCCCCAUUCACUUUCAAGACUCGACAACCUGUGAUCAGCAAUCAACAAAACAUCUCAAGUUCAAACGUCGUCACCCGCUUGCUAUACCAGUCAUUACCAAGGAGCAAUAACCCACCCCUCGCGUCUUAAGUCAACAGCAUCGUACAUCAUGAUUGCUUCCGUUGCCUCGGAUUCGCGUCGCAUGCAGAGGAGGGAUUCGUCCGUCCGAAGCUCAAGCACCAGGAGGCCAAGGUUACUUCGAGCAACCGCAACUGAGCCGUCCAUCACAACCUCCAACGCCAGCCCAAAUGCCCUUGCCACUCAGCCAGGCCGAAGGGCAACCGAACUCCUAAGCAGAGUGGCCUUCGUCUCCGGCUCUCCGCCCGAUUCAAUCCUCAGGUCGCCGUCCCUUCUGUCGACCCGGUCAUCGGUGUACGAUGGCGGCGACAGGCAUAGUGAACUGUCGUCCUCGCCUGACAGCAACGCGGAUGCCUUCGACGACUUGCAUCGCCAUCCAUUCUCUGGACGAUACUUCAGCUUCCCUAGCUUCGACCUUUACGAAGCCAGCCAACAGGACGAUGAGAAGUCAGAGUCCAAGUCGCCUUGAGACUUCCGGCCUCAUUGGUGGGAAAGUCGAGCGGUCUGAUGAUGACUUGGUUCCGCAAAACAAACCGAAUAUGCGUGACUUGGUUGCGGUAUCCAGAACAGCAGCAGAGCCCUUGCACGCCCACGCUCGUUCAACCCGGAAGAUGAGAGCGCCGCAGCGCGAUGCGCACCAUUCCGGGACAGAAGCAACCUCCGGGGGCCACUUAGCGUGGCUAAGCCUACAGCGGGUCCCGAAAGGUUUCAGCCGAGCGUCAAGGUUGGAAGACUGACUGCCUUCACAAAGGCAAGGAAGCCCUCCAUCGCAACCUGCGAACAGAGCAACACCGGGGAAAUCUCAAAACAACAAUCACCGAGCCCCUAGAUUCUGGGGUAUGCAUCUAUAAAGGACGAAUGUCGCCGGGGAUCGAUGAGUGAGGCAAUAGCCGUGGUGCAUCAUAGGAUAUUCGGGGAGGCUUGUGCACGGAUUUCCGUGGCCGUGGCUCAUGGGGGGUUGAAGGGCAAAGAAGGAAUAGGAAUUGGGAUGGUCGUGAGAUGAAAGAUAGGCACUGAACAAGAUAUUCGAUCCGAAUAAGGCAGUUGCAG
Messenger RNA from Thermothelomyces thermophilus ATCC 42464, 1178 nucleotides. RefSeq lists its product as uncharacterized. The coding region runs from base 160 to 597 and encodes 145 amino acids. Lineage: Eukaryota; Fungi; Ascomycota; Sordariomycetes; Sordariales; Chaetomiaceae. The record is from RefSeq and is a predicted model, not a curated record. The transcript is spliced from 2 exons.